AUGUCACAGACCGAAACACUGAAGGUUCGUGUGACCCUCUUCUUCAUCCUGGUGGGGGGAGUGCUGGCCAUGGUGGCCGUGGUCACCGACCACUGGGCCUUGCUGAGCCCACACCUGGAGCACCGUAACGAAACUUGUGAGGCAGCCCACUUCGGCCUCUGGAGGAUCUGCACCACGCGUGUUGCUGUGCGUGGCACAGAAGACAAGAAUUGUGAACACGUCACGCUCUCAGGGGACAAGAACUGCUCCUACUUCAGACACUUCAACCCAGGAGAGAGCUCAGAGAUCUUUGAAUUCACCACUCAGAAAGGCCCCCUUCGUUUUGCAGAGUACAGCAUCUCAGCAGCGGCCAUCGCCAUCUUCAGCCUCUGCUUCGUCAUUGUGGGCUCCAUCUGCGCAUUUCUGUCCUUUGGGAAUAAGCGUGAUUAUCUGCUGAGGCCAGCAUCCAUGUUCUAUGCCUUUGCAGGGCUCUGCCUUAUUGUCUCCGUGGAGGUCAUGAGGCAAUCGGUGAAGCGCAUGAUUGACAGUGAGGACACCGUCUGGAUCGAGUACUACUAUUCAUGGUCCUUCGCCUGUGCCUGCGCCGCAUUCACCCUGCUCUUCCUCGGUGGGCUGUUCCUCCUGCUCUUCUCGCUGCCUCGGAUGCCCCAGAACCCCUGGGAGUCCUGCAUGGAUGCUGAUCCGGAACACUAGCUCUGGGGAGAUGAAGCCCAGACCAGAGUUUCACAUCUGCCCUGAUCCCCCUCCCUCUGAGUUCCUCUGCCAAUGGUGCACAUGGACAUGAACCCAGACCUGCACAGGGUCAGAGCAAGCAGGCAGGCAGGCAUCUGUAGGGCCCUCUCUUGAGCCUGCCCCAGCUCAGGCUUGCCCACCAUGCCUGUUGUCUUUGAAGAACUGGUCUGGUCAUCUUUAGAAACCUUCCAAGGACAGCCUGUACUCAUUCACCAGUUCUGAGCUUCAUCAGCAUCUGGAGCCAGCUCCUCCCCCACUCUCCUUUUCCAUGACCCGACCAUCCCCCCUUGGUUUCCAGGGUCCCCAACAGACAUUUUUAACUGGAUAGAAUCUGUGGUUUGAAAUAAAAGAUCUCAGACACUU
Peromyscus californicus insignis is the source of this 1095-nucleotide messenger RNA. RefSeq names its product voltage-dependent calcium channel gamma-1 subunit. Gene Ontology annotation, biological process: regulation of calcium ion transmembrane transport via high voltage-gated calcium channel; calcium ion transmembrane transport. Gene Ontology annotation, molecular function: voltage-gated calcium channel activity; calcium channel regulator activity. The transcript has 4 exons. NCBI's taxonomy places the organism in Eukaryota, Metazoa, Chordata, Mammalia, Rodentia, Cricetidae. The record is from RefSeq and is a predicted model, not a curated record. Bases 1 to 693 code for a protein of 230 amino acids. Gene Ontology annotation, cellular component: membrane; L-type voltage-gated calcium channel complex.